Molecule: messenger RNA, 669 nt
Organism: Adineta ricciae
Lineage: Eukaryota; Metazoa; Rotifera; Eurotatoria; Adinetida; Adinetidae
Source: the annotation of a GenBank genome assembly
AUGUUGCACAUUUGGGAAUCAGUUCCACACACGGAAUCAGUUCCUACGAUUCCGGAAUUCACCCAAAGCGAUUCUGCAAUCGAUGCACACAAUUCCGUGGAAUUCCGGAAUUCAUUGAACUUGUAUUUAUCUGGUAUUAAACCUCAAUGGUUAAUUAGUAAUUUAAAAAAUACCGGUGUUUCAACAGGUGAAGUGACACUUCAUGAAGUCCUUGCUAAAUUAAAAGAAACUUUCGGAGAUGCAUUUUUAUUUUGGCUUGGACCAUAUCCUUCAAUAAUUCUUUCACGUAUUGAAUAUGUUCAACAUGUGUUAACCGAUCGACAUACUUAUGAUCAAGCUACAAGUACAGCAAGUAGUUUUGGUACUCUUUUUCCAUCAGGUUUGAUCACUUUACGAGGUGAAACAUGGAAACGUCAUGCACGAUUUAUACUUCCAAUGUUUAAACGAGCAAAAAUUUUACCUUAUUUCAAUAAAAAAAUUGUAAAUUGUAUUGAUCGAUUAGUUGAUGAACAAUUUGUUAAACAUGAUGGAGAAAUUCAUAGAGUUCUUGUUGUACAAUAUCAAAAUGUUCUGUUGAAUGUCAUAGCUUUUGAUUAUUCAUAUUUCUUUGUGAUUUGUCGAAAAACUAUCAGAUAUCAGUGCAAAAGUCGGAGGAGACAAAUUAAAUAA